AAAAUUGAAGUAUAAAUUAAUAAUUACACAAAGAUUUUUUAUUCAAUUCGUUUAUUCUUAUUUCGUUGUAAAUUAUGAUAACAACUAAAUAAUACUUCGUGAUAGUGUUACAAAGUGAAUAAAAAUGUACGAAUAGUUAAUAUUAACCUGAAAAUGGUAUGCAAUUUACUUAUUUUUAAGUAUUACUAAAAUUAAGUAAUUUACAAAUUGUAGCCAAUAGUACUGCUACAAUUUGCUAGUUUUUUUUUCCCAUUUAAUUGGAAAUGGAUAUUAAAUCACAUGAAAAUUCCUUUAACAUACAAACGUCAGAUCCUUGGUCAGUACAUGUAAUAAGUCCAGAAAAUAAAUCGGUAAACGUUCACUUUGAAAAUAAUUUUAUUCCUAUAGAGCAACAAACUAAAUCUUUUCAACCUUUACCUGAUACUGAAGAAUAUUUACAGUGUUUGGAACGUAAACUAGAUAAGUUAAAAAAUUGGUCAAAGUCUGAUCAGUCAAAGGGCAGACAGAUAAUUGAUCAGUUGUGUGACGCUCGGAGAACUUGCCUUGAAAAUUUAGUUGAUUCUAAUCACAUUAUAUUUGAACAAGAUCAUUCAGACUUACAACCCUCAGGUUUGUCUUCUUGGAUAAAUCCAGAACAACCAUUAUCAUCUAUUGAAACACAAAGGUUAAUUGAACCUGAUACCCAAGAUGAAUGAAUUUUGGAGCAGACGAACUUGUGUAAUACUCACAGGUGCAAGUAAAGGUAUUGGACAAGAAUUAGCUGUCGAAAUAAGCCGUCUGUUAAUUCCUGAUUCUGCUAUGGUGUUAAUUGCCAGAAGUACGGUUGGUCUAGAAAAUACUAAAUAUAUGGUUAAUAAAGAAAAUAAAGAUAUAUUUGUUGAGUAUUAUAGUGUUGAUUUAUAUAAUUCUAAUGCUUUAAUGUUUGAAAAAAUUCUUGAGCCUAUUGAUCAAUUAAAAUAUGAACUUUAUUUGCUAAUUCAUAAUGCUGGAUCAGUUGGUAAUCUUGAUCAUCUAGCAGCUGAUAUGAAUGAUCCAGACGAAUGGAAUAGAUACAUGUCAUUGAAUCUGUACUCAGUUGCAUGUUUGACAAGUGUAUUUUUAGCAAAAUUUAAUACUAAAAAAACUGAAAAAUGUAUCGUUAAUAUAACGUCAUUGUUUGGUAUUGAGGCUAAACAAUCAGUUGGUUAUUACUGUGUUGGCAAGGCUAGUAGAGAAAUGUAUUUUCGAGUUUUAGCUAAAGAAAAUCCAACUCUCAAUAUUCUAAGUUAUUCACCUGGACCAAUUUUGACUGAUAUGACUAUGCAAAUAUCUGCCAAUUGUAAGGAUCAAAAACUUCGUGAAGAAUAUAAAAUAAUACGCGAGAGAGAUUGGGUAAAAGUUGAAGAUACUUGCAAAAAGUUAGUCAAUGUAUUAGCCAUGAGGAACUAUCAAACAGGAAGUCGUAUUGAUUAUUAUGAUGUAUAGUUUAUAAAUAAUAAUAAUCAUCUUUAUCUUAACUUUGUUUAAUCCACUUAAGUAUUAUAUAUAGAUUUUAAUUUAUGAAUAUUAUAUAAUUAUCAAAAUUUAUCAUAAUGCUAAUUAUUCAUUUUUAUUUUAAAUUUUUGUAUUGUAAAUUUAAUAAUAAUACAUUAUUUAUGCA
This is a messenger RNA of Daktulosphaira vitifoliae (grape phylloxera), 1639 nucleotides long. RefSeq names its product sepiapterin reductase-like. The record is from RefSeq and is a predicted model, not a curated record. NCBI's taxonomy places the organism in Eukaryota, Metazoa, Arthropoda, Insecta, Hemiptera, Phylloxeridae. Gene Ontology annotation, biological process: tetrahydrobiopterin biosynthetic process. The transcript is spliced from 5 exons. Gene Ontology annotation, molecular function: sepiapterin reductase (NADP+) activity. The coding region runs from base 688 to 1464 and encodes 258 amino acids.